AUGUCGGCUCUCGUCCAGGACACCCCCGACCGGGCCGUCACAGCCAUUGAGCCUCUGACAGGAAGCGAUAACUACGCUACCUGGAAGCGCCUCAUGACUUCCUACUUGAAAGCCAGGCAGGUCUGGGAUGUGGUGUCGGGCGACCUCCAGCGUCCAGAUUGCCAGUUCAAAUAUGCCAAGCCAAUCACAGCGGAUAUCACUCCGCUUGUGGAGCCCCACCUUAAUGGGGCGGUGCGGCAGAGGGCCAUCGAAGCACGCCUCGAAGUGGAGGUCCAAGCUUUCGAGCGUCAUAAAGAAUGGUCGAGGCGCGAAGCCGAGGCCUAUCAUAUUAUCUUCCGGUACAUCUCUCCCAAUAUCAGUGUGCACGUCGCGGGACUAGAGACCUCUCGCGAGCUCUGGAAUGAAUUAGAGGAAAGAUACCGGCGCAUGGAGCUGGCUACGUUUUGCGAGCUGUUCGCCCAGCUUCGCGAAACCACGGCCGCCCGAUGCGCCAGUGUUGUGAUACAUGGCACUUGCUGCUCAGGAAUGAAGCCGCAACAUCGGAAAUAA
Molecule: messenger RNA, 549 nt
Organism: Penicillium cataractarum
Lineage: Eukaryota; Fungi; Ascomycota; Eurotiomycetes; Eurotiales; Aspergillaceae
Product: DUF4219 domain-containing protein
Exons: 1
Coding region: 1-549 (182 amino acids)
Source: RefSeq, a predicted model, not a curated record